Molecule: messenger RNA, 1059 nt
Organism: Balaenoptera musculus (blue whale)
Lineage: Eukaryota; Metazoa; Chordata; Mammalia; Artiodactyla; Balaenopteridae
Gene: MEIG1
Product: meiosis/spermiogenesis associated 1
Exons: 3
Coding region: 531-866 (111 amino acids)
Cellular component (GO): nucleus
Source: RefSeq, a predicted model, not a curated record
UAAAUGAUUAAUAAUGUAGGUAAUGUUGGGAAAAGAUAAAGCUAUAGGUGUCAUUUAUCAUAGGUUUACUAAUUGUCAGGCACUGUGCUCGAUCCUAUGGAUUGGCUCAUUUAAUUCCAACAAAAUAAGAAGAGGUGGGACAGAUAGGAGGCAUCUACCAUCAGGGACCAGACGCACCAAUGGUCUCUGUUCUCUGAUCGGCUUUUUUACGGAAUUCCGUCUGUGAUUCAUGCAGCGGCAAGCAGGCCUCUCUCCACCUCGAGGUGGGCUUGAGAAGUUGCAAGGCUCCACCCACGCGCUUGCGCACAAAGGCCCCUUCGGAGGGGGCGGGGCCUGAGCGAGCACAAAGGGGCCUGAAGGAGUUGAGCGCCCGAGCUGCGCUGGGCGUUGCCGGGUGAAGCGAGUGUCGCCGAGGCCGCUACAGUUGGCCUCUCGCUGGCCCAGCGCAGCCCACGGAUCCCGAGUGGAGAACACGAGCACCGCCGGACUCGCUGGCGAGCUCCCAAGCGGGGCGCCCCGGCCUCUCAAGGAUGGCCGAGCGAAGGUUACCCGGGCGAGCAGGACCCACGGAAAUAACUGGUAAUAAGACCUCUGUAGCCAUGGCUAGUUCUGAUGUGAAACCAAAAUCAGUAAGUCAUGCCAAAAAGUGGUCAGAAGAGAUAGAAAAUCUGUACAGAUUUCAACACGCAGGAUAUCGAGAUGAAAUUGAAUAUAAACAAGUGAAGCAAGUUUCUAUGGUAGAUCGUUGGCCAGAGACAGGAUAUGUGAAGAAACUUGAGAGACGGGACAAUACUUUCUAUUACUACAACAGACAGAGGGAAUGUGAUGACAAGGAAGUCCACAAAGUGAAAAUUUAUGCUUACUAGCCUUACUUCUUGGUAAUACCUGUCAUUAUCUUUUUAAAAAUCCACUGUUUGAUUCUACAUCAUGUAAGUGUCAUUUUACAAAAGACUCCAAAAUGCAGACUUCAAUGGAAUGUUUUGAGACACCAAAGCCAUGAAACGUGGUCUCUAGUAAUCAUCCCGUUCUGUUCUAAAAUAUAACUGCAGUAGCAUUCCA